Messenger RNA from Argentina anserina (silverweed cinquefoil), 1414 nucleotides. RefSeq names its product putative clathrin assembly protein At4g40080. The record is from RefSeq and is a predicted model, not a curated record. Gene Ontology annotation, molecular function: 1-phosphatidylinositol binding; SNARE binding; clathrin heavy chain binding. Gene Ontology annotation, biological process: clathrin coat assembly; vesicle budding from membrane; clathrin-dependent endocytosis. Gene Ontology annotation, cellular component: clathrin-coated vesicle; clathrin-coated pit. Lineage: Eukaryota; Viridiplantae; Streptophyta; Magnoliopsida; Rosales; Rosaceae. The transcript has a single exon. The coding region runs from base 49 to 1107 and encodes 352 amino acids.
CCAAACUCUCACCCUCCUCACCUCACUUCAAAAUCCUUCGUUUUUCUAAUGGACCGGAAGAUCAACUUCAUCGACAUCCUCAAAGACAAGGCCUCCAUCCUCCGCGCCACCCUCUCCAUCAACCGCCACGUCUCAUCCAUCCAUGUCUCCGUCCUCUGUGCCACUUCGCACGACCCUUCGUCGCCUCCGUCGGAGGAUAGAAUCUCCGACAUCCUCGACCUGGGAAAGUCGUCGCGUCUCGCUGCUUGCACUUGCAUUGACAUCCUCAUGGAGCGUCUCCACGCCACCCAGAACGCCUUCGUCGCGCUGAAAUGUCUCUACACGGUCCAUAACAUAGUCUCCAAAGGCUCGUUGAUUUUCAGAGACCAGAUUUCUUACCAUCCCAGCUUUGGAGGGCGUAACUUUCUCAACAUGACCAUGUUCAGCGACAAGUCGGAUUCGGAUACGUGGGAGUUUUCGUUAUGGGUGAGGUGGUACGCCGCUGUGGUCGAACAGAAUCUGAAGGCGGCUAGGGUGAUCGGUUAUUAUCUUAGCUCGGAAAAUAAGAAAGUGGGAUAUCAAGUAAAGAAGUUGCCGGUGUUGAAUUCUGAAUUGGUGGAUGAGAUUGAAGGGCUCGUUGAAUUUGUCGUCAGAAUCUCCGACGCGCCGGAAUCGUUGAGCCUGCAGAGGAACAAUUUGGUUUACGAGAUCGUCAAGGCGGCGAGUGAGGAUUACAGGGCGGUUCAGUGUGAAAUAUCGUUACGGGUUAAAGAAAUUGAGGACAGGGUGGAGAGACUGAGUCUGUCCGAGUUGACUCGGGUGGUGGACGCGCUGAGGAGGCUGGAGGAUUGCAAGGAGAGGCUGGUGCUGCUCUUCGUGAACCGGAAAAGGAACGACAGGUUGUGGGAGUCGGUUCGGAAAACGAGGGCGGAGCUGGCGGAGACGAAGGCGCAGAGGGAGGAGACGAGGCUGGUGGUGAGGACCGUUAGUAGGAGCAGAGGGCGAGACGAGAUGAGCGAGCCGACUCAGUGCUGGAACCCGUUUCUUGAACCAGGGCAAUUGCUUCUGUUACCAUCUAGUGGCGGAGGAGGGUGGCUGGGGAUGGGCCCCAGCCCGAUAGCCGUUUGAAAAUAGAAGCGUGACGUCACUCUUGUCCGGGUGGACGGUACAGAUUUGUUUUUGGGUUUGGGAAAAUUAGGGGUUUUUUUUAGCCGUGAGCUCCCUAAUAAGUAUAUUUAUCCAAAAAAGAGAAAAGAUAUGUGCUAUAGAUAUUGAUCUUUGUCAAAUAAGUGUGUAUGAUCAGUAAUAUAGUACAUAAAAGUUUUUGAUAUCUAAAAAUUUUCGAAUGCACACGAUGUUAUUUCAAUUUUUUGUUUCAGUAUUUUGUGGUUACGGUUAACGAUGUUAAUUGUGAUUUGGUUAGUAUUCUUCUUGA